Messenger RNA from Prunus armeniaca (apricot), 231 nucleotides. The record is from the annotation of a GenBank genome assembly. Lineage: Eukaryota; Viridiplantae; Streptophyta; Magnoliopsida; Rosales; Rosaceae.
AUGAAAGCAUGGGUGGCUUUAACAUAUUUCCAACAGCUUGAUGAAAGCUUCGUCAAGCUUCUGGGCGAUUUGACAGAAGAGAAAAUGGGAAGCAAUGGAAGACCAAGUCUUGAAAUUGAAGGAAAAAAGAGGAAGAUGGAAGAACAAAGCAUGAAAUUGAAGGGGCCAAAGGGGAUGCUUGCCUUCGAUGAAUUCUCCUGGUUGCUAGGAGGCUUGCAACAACCAAGAUGA